This is a messenger RNA of Phyllopteryx taeniolatus (common seadragon), 3263 nucleotides long. It is a transcript of the gene trpc6b, whose product is annotated as transient receptor potential cation channel, subfamily C, member 6b. Lineage: Eukaryota; Metazoa; Chordata; Actinopteri; Syngnathiformes; Syngnathidae. Gene Ontology annotation, molecular function: inositol 1,4,5 trisphosphate binding; protein binding; store-operated calcium channel activity. Bases 170 to 2668 code for a protein of 832 amino acids. Gene Ontology annotation, cellular component: cation channel complex; membrane. Gene Ontology annotation, biological process: calcium ion transmembrane transport; manganese ion transport; regulation of cytosolic calcium ion concentration. The transcript is spliced from 12 exons. The record is from RefSeq and is a predicted model, not a curated record.
ACCUGCAUCGGCGGUUGGUCUCCCGCACACAUCUGCGAGCUCGCUCUCGGUUCACCUUCUGCUCGUCGAGCAGAGCGUCUCUCUCUUGCUGGAGGCUCGACAUCACUCAUGUCUGAGUGGGAACAACAAGCACGUUUGUGACACUGAGGGAAAGCGACUUUUUUUUUAGAUGGUGCGGCACAUGACAGCCAAACUCUCCAGCUUGGCCUCGCAGGGGGCCGCCCCCCUCUUCCACGCCCAUUCCGGCUCCAGCCUCUCCCUGACCGAGGAAGCUUUUUUAGAGGCUGUUGUGCGCGGCAACGUUCCCGAGGUGAGGCGCUUGCUGGACGAGCUGCCGGACCUCGACGUCAACAAAGUCAACUUCACGGGUCAGAACGCCUUGCAGCUGGCUGUGUCCAACGAGCAUUUGGAUAUCACCGAGUUGCUCCUGGAGAGGAAAGAGCUGAGCAGGAUGGGCGACGCAUUGCUCUUAGCCAUCCGAAAAGGUUACGCACGCAUCGUGGAGGCCAUCUUGAGCCACCGGGCCUUUGCGGACGUUCAGAGUUUAACGUGUAGCCCCGGUCAGGUGGGCAUACAUCGAGGCCUCUUUGCUUACGACGAGAAUGGCGGCCUUUUCUCUAACGACACCACGCCCGUAAUCCUGGCCUCUCAGCACCACGACUACGAGAUAGUCCACUUGCUCCUCGCCAGGGGGGCCCGUAUCCAGCGACCCCACGACUACCUCUGCCGGUGCGACGCCUGUACCCAGCAGCAGGCUGAGGACUCCUUCAGACACUCGCAGUCCCGUAUCGACGCCUACAAAGGUCUCGCCAGUCCGGCCUACUUGUCACUCUCCAAUGAAGACCCCGUGAUGGCGGCGCUGGAGCUGAGCCAUGAGCUUGCGGUCUUGGCCAGCACUGAGAUGGAGUUCAAGAACGACUACAAGAAACUGUCCAUGCAGUGCAACGACUUCAUGGUGGGCCUCCUUGACUUGUGUCAGAACACAGAGGAAGUGGAAGCCAUCUUGCAUGGCGACUCGCUCGAGAUUCUGCAAAACCUCGCCAGGUUAAAACUUGCCAUCAAGUAUGAAGUUAAGAAGUUUGUGGCCCAUCCCUACUGCCAGCAACGUCUGCUCUCCAACUGGUACCAGAACGUGUCCGGACUACGUCAGCAGACCACGGCAGUUAAGAUUCUCCUGGUCCUCGGGGUCGCGGUGGGCCUGCCCCUUCUGGCCCUCGUGUCCUGGAUUGCGCCAUCCAGCAAGCUAGGGAAGUUGAUGUCUGGACCUUUCCUGAAGUUUGUGGCGCACGCCGCCUCCUUUGUGACGUUCCUGUGCCUGCUGGUCCUCAACGCGGCCGACCGCUUCAACGGGCCGCCGCUGCUGCCCAACAUGACAGCCCACGAUCGGCCCUCACAGCUCUUCCGCAUGAAGACCACCCGCUUCACCUGGAUGGAGAUUCUUAUCAUGUCUUGGGUCCUAGGGAACAUUUGGGAAAAAUGCAAUGACAUUUGGUCACAGGACAUAAGAGAAUAUGUCUCAGAACCGUGGAACCUUCUGGACUUUAACAUUUUGGCCAUUUUCACCAGCUCGUUCAUUGCACGGCUGAUGGCGUUCUGGCACGUGUACGCCGCUCAGCGCUACGUGGACGAGCACCACGCCGAUCUGGCCGGCACCUCCCUGCCUUCAAACAUUCAAUACUUUCAGCUUCCCCGAGUCAGCUGGCUUUCGUCGGAUCCACAGCUCAUUUCCGAGGGGCUGUACGCCACCGCGGUGGUGAUGAGCUUCUGCCGCGUGGCCUACGUGCUACCCGCCAACGAGAGCUUCGGCCCGCUGCAGAUCACGCUCGGCAGGACGGUGAAGGACAUCUUCAAGUUCCUGGUGAUUUUCAUCACCGUCUUCGUGGCGUUCAUGGUGGGGAUGUUCAACCUGUACUCGUACUAUCUCGGGGCCAAGUACAACGACGCGUUCACCACGCUGGAGGAAAGCUUCAAAACGCUCUUCUGGGCCAUCUUCGGCCUAUCGGAAGUGAAGUCGGUCGUGAUCGACAUCGACCACAAAUUCAUCGAGAACAUCGGCUACGUCCUGUACGGCGUCUACAACAUCAUCAUGGUGAUCGUCUUGCUGAACAUGCUCAUCGCCAUGUUCAACAGCUCCUUUCAGAAGAUCGAAGGUGACGCUGACGUUGAGUGGAAGUUCGCCCGAGCCAAACUGUGGUUCUCGUACUUUGAGCAAGGCGGCUCGCUGCCCGUGCCCUUCAACCUGCUCCCGAGUCUCGGGCCCGUCGCUUCUUUCCUGCGGGGACUCAAAGGAUCUCUGCGGGAGGCAGCUCGAGGCAAAGGCAGAGAAAGGACGCGGGCUGAAGAAAGGGAACAACAAAAGUUAAAUCAACAAGAAGACUCCAGAGUGGACGCAACACGUUAUCAAAAGAUCAUGAAACGCCUCGUCAAGAGACACAUCUUAAAAGCGCAGCGGGACAAAGAAAACGACGAGGUGAAUGAAGGUGAUUUGUGCAAACACACGCACACGAACAUGCACGCCGUGUCCUCAGCGUCUCCGUUGCAAAACAUCCUGUCCCUCAGGCGCACUGAACGAAAUCAAGCGGGACAUCUCCAGCCUGCGCUACGAGCUGCUGGGGAUGGGGAAGCGCGAAGUGAAAACCCUGGCAGAGCUCAUCAGGCAGCUAAGUGAAGUGACACAAGGACACCGUGAGUCUUGCUAGUUUGUAUACUAGGAUGCAUUCAAAGUCAAUUGGGAGGAUACACUUCUUCAACAUACUGUACAUACUGUAUUUGUUCAGUUUUGAGGUUGUGGUUUGCAAUGGUCCGCAACUGCACCGCAUGAAAUUGAGAACUGUCCCGAAUAUUUUGACCCUCUCAAAUAAUGUACCGGCAAUUUAUAUAAUUUGCUGCUGCUGCUGCUGCAAAAAAAAAAAAAAAAAAAAAUAAUAAUAAUAAUAUGUUGUUUAUUCAUAUAAAAUUGGUUAGUCAAAAUAAAUGUCUGCAUGCAUUUUCAUUUAGCUCGUGAAAAAAUUGUUUCAUUUACACUGAGGAAAAAUAUGAACGCAACAAUUUUAGAGUGGCCUUUUAUUGUGGGCAGCCGAAGGCACAGCUGUGCAACAAUCAGCAUCUUGAUGUCCCACGCAACGCAAAGGAGAAGUGCUCACGAAAUCAGAUCGAGAUGGAUUCGUGAAAAAGAUUUGCUUGAAAAAGGCUUUUUGUGUUCACAGGAAAAGUCUCCGUGCUUUGGUUUCAGCACAUGAAAAGCAGGAGCAAAAAUAAAAGUG